This is a messenger RNA of Sesamum indicum (sesame), 1972 nucleotides long. Its product is annotated as Protein kinase superfamily protein. Gene Ontology annotation, biological process: protein phosphorylation. Gene Ontology annotation, molecular function: ATP binding; protein kinase activity. The record is from RefSeq and is a predicted model, not a curated record. Lineage: Eukaryota; Viridiplantae; Streptophyta; Magnoliopsida; Lamiales; Pedaliaceae.
GCAACCCUUUCUUUCUCCCUUUCUCUUUCCUCAAAUCUCCCACUCUCUCUCUCUCUCUUUUUCUCGCACUUGUAGUUGGUGUCCGUUGAGUGCCCACUCCGUAGCUAGCUAACACCUCAAUGAUGCCUUGCUUUUUCAUUUUCCACUCAUUUUCCGCAACUACGUUUCUUCCUUUAUCGUCUUGAAUUCUACUCAACUCAUAUGCCUUAGCCGUUUUUCUCACUCACUUUCACGCACCCACUGCACGAUCUUGCCGGAAACAAUGGUGGAUUCGGGAGGUUCCUCUGGAGAUAGUAUUUUCACCACAAGAACUCCGAUUCUUGGGCAGAAGCUCUACGUGCUCAUCAUCGCCACCGUGGUGGUGGUGCUCGCCGUUUUUCUUUUGAUAUUUUGGUUCUUUCGUAGUCGGAGCUCCAGAGGACGCCGCAUUGGGGUUAAACACAGUGCAGGACUUGUGCCUCUGGUCUCAGAAGAGAUCGGCGAAGUUAACGGGUCGGAUCAAAAGGAAGCAACCAAAGUUGUGACUGAGAAAAACAAAGUGUUUGUGAUAGAUGAUGUGGUGAGGGGGUUGGAUAUUGAGUCGGGGAGCAAGAAGGGGAGUUCAGAGAGUAAAGAUUCGAGCACGACUAGGAGCGACUUGUCUUCGGUGUUGUCGGCGUCCACCGACGGUUUGGGGAACUUUGGGUGGGGUAGGUGGUAUAGCUUGAGAGAGCUUCAAACUGCCACAAAUCAGUUUUCGAGCGAGAAUGUGAUCGGAGAAGGCGGCUAUGGUAUUGUUUUCCGUGGGGUUCUGCACGAUGGUUCUGUAGUUGCCGUCAAAAACCUUUUGAACAACAAGGGUCAGGCAGAGAAGGAGUUUAAGGUGGAGGUGGAAGCCAUUGGGAAAGUAAAACACAAGAACCUUGUGAGUUUAAUAGGUUAUUGUGCAGAAGGUGCUCAAAGGUUGCUUGUCUAUGAGUACAUUGAUAAUGGCAAUUUGGAGCAGUGGUUACAUGGUGAUGUGGGGCCAGUUAGCCCUUUGACUUGGGAGGUCCGGAUGAAAAUUGCCAUUGGGACGGCCAGAGGACUGGCGUACUUACAUGAAGGACUGGAACCCAAAGUUGUACAUCGUGAUGUGAAAUCGAGCAACAUUCUUUUAGACCGGAAAUGGAACCCGAAAGUGUCAGAUUUUGGACUUGCCAAACUAUUGGGAUCUGAGAAAAGCUAUGUUACUACACGAGUAAUGGGGACAUUUGGAUAUGUCUCCCCUGACUAUGCAAGUACUGGCAUGCUUAAUGAGGGGAACGAUGUAUACAGCUUUGGAGUUUUACUCAUGGAAAUAAUAACUGGAAGGGGCCCAGUAGACUAUUCUAGACCACCUGGAGAGAUGAACUUGGUUGAUUGGUUCAAAGGGAUGGUAGCAAGUCGCCGUGGUGAAGAGCUGGUAGACCCCCUGAUGGACGUUCCUCCUCCCCCAAGAGCCUUAAAGAGAGUAUUACUGGUUUGCCUUCGAUGCAUAGAUUUGGAUGCAAAUAAGCGUCCAAAGAUGGGACAAAUCGUCCACAUGCUUGAGGCAGAUGAAUUUCCUUUCCGUACGGAACCUCGUUCUGUUUGAGAUACCGCUCCUCUGCACCCACAAACAUCUGGCAACAACAAAAUUCAAUCAGCAGAAAAGGAAGUGGUGAACAAGGACGAAGAAAGACUUAGGUAGAGAUGAUCAUUCUUGAAAAGGUAUACUACUUCCUAUUGUGUAUAAUUACUGGUUAAAUAGCUGAGGAUGAUGGCAGAGCUUCCUUACGGAAGAGCAUUUCAUGUUGUCUUUGCAUCCCUACUCGACUUAUAUAUACAUAUUCUAUAUGGAGUUGUAAAUAUAUUUAGAUAAAAAUGUAUGUUUGCUUUGAUAACAUUUGCUCCAUAUACUGCACACCAAUCAUACUUAUCCAACUCUUGGUACGAAAAAUAUAAUAGUUGAAGUUUUUGAGCUCUCAAUUCA